CUUUCUACUCGGCAAGUUAUCCAAUUGCCGUCGUGAGAUAAUUCUUCUCUUUUCAAACCACGUUGGAAAUCUCGUCUAUCGUCCCAAUUUAUUUUCAGAAAGCAUUCUAGUAAUCUUUCGGAUCAAACGUUUUAUUAAAUAAAUCGCUAUGGCUGUUGGCAAGAACAAGGGGCUGUCAAAAGGCGGCAAAAAAGGAUUAAAGAAGAAGAUCAUUGAUCCGUUCACCCGUAAGGACUGGUACAAUGUACGAGCCCCGUGUAUGUUCACCAACCGGGAUGUAGGCAAAACUCUUGUCAAUCGUACCCAGGGAACGAAAAUUGCAUCUGAAGGAUUAAAACAUCGUGUAUUUGAAGUCUCGUUAGCCGACUUGCAAGAAGACGAUGGAGCUGAAAGGAGUUUCCGUAAAUUCAAGUUAAUUGCCGAAGAUGUAAAGGGCAGAAAUGUUCUGACCAAUUUUCAUGGCAUGGACCUUACCACUGAUAAAUUGCGAUCGAUGGUUAAAAAAUGGCAAACUCUUAUUGAAGCCAAUGUAGAUGUUAAAACUACCGACGGCUAUUUGUUACGUGUGUUUUGCAUUGGAUUUACAUCUAAAGACCAAUUGUCUACUAGAAAGACAUGCUAUGCUCAACAUACUCAGGUAAGAGCAAUUAGGAAGAAGAUGGUAGAAACUAUUACUGAAGAAAUAGUUAAAUCUGACCUCAAAGAAGUGGUCAACAAGCUCAGACCCGACUCUAUCGCUAAAGAAAUCGAAAAGAAAUGUCAAAGUAUCUAUCCUUUACACGAUGUUUUCAUUCGCAAGGUGAAAGUGUUGAAGAAGCCACGUAUGGACAUUGGUAAAUUGAUGGAAUUCCAUUCUGACGAAGGUGUGACUACGGUUAUUGAUGAAGAAACGGGUGUGCAGGUUGACAGGCCUGAAGGUUACGAACCUCCAGUCCAAGAAUCUGUUUAAUUUAUGGAUUUUUAUAAAUAAAACUAAUAAACCAUUUA
Molecule: messenger RNA, 987 nt
Organism: Adelges cooleyi (spruce gall adelgid)
Lineage: Eukaryota; Metazoa; Arthropoda; Insecta; Hemiptera; Adelgidae
Gene: RpS3A
Product: 40S ribosomal protein S3a
Exons: 5
Coding region: 149-949 (266 amino acids)
Biological process (GO): translation
Cellular component (GO): ribosome; cytosol
Molecular function (GO): structural constituent of ribosome
Source: RefSeq, a predicted model, not a curated record